CUCGUACCCCCCCUGCUGGAGCUUCCUUGUCGCGCAACCUGUCUUAUUCCUGUCUUAUUAGUCCGCCCAGCUUUGAUGAGCCCAGCUAUGAAUGAAUAUCUUCGCAGCCUUGUCCGCCAUAUGCGCGACUCCUUCUCCUCCUCUUCCUCUUUCCCAUCUUGCAUCUUGCAUCUUCAACCCCCCUUAAUCCCCCCUUUCCUGAUCGCCCUCCUUCACAGAAGGGCCGUCAUUCAUUCCUAAUACUGUCCUUCCUCCUGCGUUCUGGGUCUUUCGAAGCCUGACAUGACCCAAGUUAUUGCCGACGACCACACGCGCGUAGAGAUCCAACCAUCGAUCUUGACCCUCUUCGACGCCCUCAGCAAUUCCCUCGUCCUCCGCAACACCAUCCCGUAUCUGCCGGUAUCUGGUUUGCUGAACCUCGCUGCGACUUGCCGUGCCUUCCGCUACUUGAUCUACGAGACCCCCGGCGUCUUUCGCCACCUCGACCUCACCCACGUCAAGACUGCCCAGCCCGAGACCAAGGAGAUUGAAAUCGACAACGACCUUGUGUGGCACAAUGUCCAGCUCGUCGACUACCUGACGGAAGAUGACUUCUACUCCGGACCCUUGAGGGGCGUCUUCUCCACCCUCCGCCAGCGGGACCUCCUUCGAGAUGUCCAGUCAUUGAUCCUCGACGGCCUCUCGGUCACGGCCGAGAUGUGCCACGAAAUCAUCAACGACCCGUCAUACAACGUGCGAUUGCUGUCGAUCCGCGAUGUCAAGCACAUGAACCAGGGCAAGCUGCGCGCCGCGCUGACCUACGCCUGUCGCAGUUCGCGCCCCGACGGCAUGCCCCGACUCAAGGGCCUCUACUGCUUCGGGUCCAAGGACGCCGCCGCCUCGACGCCCGCGCUCCCGGCGCCGGCCGUCUCGCAGGAGUCCAUCAGCGCGGGAUGGAACCACAAGAGCCACAAGGCGCUCGCGGCGUCGCUCCACAGCGAGGGCGAGGGCGAUGCCUGGUGGUUCAAAAAGGGCCGGAUGGUGACCAACCCCAUCGAGCUCGACUGGGCCAACUGCCUGCUGGCGUGCCAGGGGCUCAUCGCCUUCGACGCGGUGCUGUGCCAGGGCCCGCGUCACCGAAACUCGCCCGUGUAUGGCCAGUCGACGCACCCGUCUGGAUGCGGCCCGGCCACGGCCACCUUCGCCGUGGGCGGCUGCGCAUCCUGCGGCAAAGCGCCCGAGGGCCUGAUGCAUCCAGACACGACCCACCCGUCAUGCCUCCCUCUGCUGGCCCCGCCGCCCAUCCUGGCAUCGUCGGUCCAGGCGGCCACGAUGCCGGCCCCAGGCGCCCAGGCCUUCACGGCCCGGUGCGGCGACUGCCUCACGGAGCGCUUCUGCGUGUGCUGCAACAAGUGGUGGUGCGAGUCGUGCUACUACCUCCCCGGCCAGGGCAUGGGCGAGCAGGUCGUCGUUGUCGACUACGAAGGCGGCUGGAGCUCGCUCGACAACACCGACGCCGAGUGGACGGUGGCCAAAUCCAAGCCUAGAAUUUCCCGAAGCUGCUGGGAAUGCGGUAGAAGUUGCGACGAGUGCAUCGAGCGCACGCAGAAAGUCUGCAAGAAGUGCUGUGGCGGGUACUGCCUCACUCACAACGAGGGCUCGACCGAAUCUUUCUGCGAUUGGUGCGUCUCUCGAGGUCGCGGCCUCACGCGUCUCUAACUGCAAGGGUCCGAGGCUCGUGGAUACGCCCGCAGCGGCGGUGAGGGUCUUAGCAGGACACGCAUGAACUGGCCGACAAGGAGACGGAUAUCGGUGAUGAUGAUGGAUAACACUUGAAAAAUCAUUGACACCCGUCGCCGAGGGGGUUGCUGGGCUUGCCUGCAGUGCAGAUGACCUCGGGCGUUGAGAGUGCAUUGCAGUCCCUGGAACAACGGGAUUGGCACAUAUGACGGGUCGUGCGAAAGCAAGACAGGCAACCAGGCUGAGACUAGGACCUGUGGUGUUUAGGGCCAUGUUGGGGGUUCAAAUUGGCUAGGAUUGAUGACGAUGGAUUGUGCGGCGCAAAGGAUUUCUUUUUUCUCGUCGUUGGACAAGAUGUAAGGCUAUGCUCUGAGCCAAGGAGCAAAGGGAUGAAACUCGACUCAGGUACAGAUACUCACCACUAUUCGCAGGUUAAUGCAAUGCAAUUGUUUGACG
Molecule: messenger RNA, 2175 nt
Organism: Ilyonectria robusta
Lineage: Eukaryota; Fungi; Ascomycota; Sordariomycetes; Hypocreales; Nectriaceae
Exons: 6
Coding region: 283-1698 (471 amino acids)
Source: RefSeq, a predicted model, not a curated record